CGGCCGAAAAACUAAUACACUCGCUCUCCUAGGAAAAUUUAAAUUACAAAUGUGACUUACAGUAUAAUGUUGUUGAUCUGCUCUGGGCUGAAGUGUUCAAGUCAGGCUGGCUUGGAAUUUCCUUUGCAAGAGUUCUUUUCCUGACGGCCCCUGGCAGUGAUGAUUAAGAAAUCAGCAUGCCAAAAGGUGAAGAAUUGGUACAAAAUCAAAUGUCUAGGGCUGUACCAACUUACCAUGGAUAUCAUAAUGAUGAUCCGAGUGUGUAAAAUGUUCCGCCAAGGACUCAAGGGAUUCCGAGAAUAUCAAAUCAUUGAGGUCCCUCACAGAAAGCAUCCUCUCUUCUCCUUUUGGGAUAAAAAGAAGCAAGGCCGAAUUAUAUUUGAUACUGAGGACUUUGUUGCUGAGGAGGGUCACUUCCCUUCAAGGGCCAUUCAGAUCACGCAGAAGAAGCCUUCCUGGAGGACAGAACAGGAGAUCCAGGCUCUCUGCAAUGUCCUACAGGUUGUGGAUAGCUACCGGAACUACACAGAGUCCCUACAACUGCUCUUGGCCAAGGUCAUGCGCUUUGAAAGGUUUGGCCGUAGGCGUGUGAUUCUCAAGAAGGGACAGAGGGGUAGCAGCUUUUAUUUCAUCUAUGUGGGUACAGUUGCAGUGACUGAGGAUGAAGAUGGCAGCAGUGCCUUUCUAGACCCCCGUCCAACAUUGCUGCACAGGGGCAGCUGUUUCGGGGAAAUGGGCCUUCUGAAUACAGGAACAAGGAGGGCCACUGUGGUCUGCUUUGAGGACACAGAGUUCCUGGUUGUUGACAGGGAGGAUUUCCUGGCUAAUAAGCUGGAUGAAGAAGUUCAAAAGGAUGCUGAGAGUCGGUUUAAAUUUUUUAGAAAGCUGGAUCUUUUUCAAUCGUGGUCUGAUGAGAAGCUCUGGCAGCUAGUAACCUUGGGGAAGAUAGAGAAGUACUCAUAUGGGCAGCUGAUCGAAAAAGACUUUGUUGAGUCCUCCUUCGUCAUGUUGAUCUGCAAGGGCAGCUGUGAAGUCCUGCGGCUGAUAGACCUUCAGACCUCCCCUUACUAUUACAAGUGGAUCUGGCAGCAUCUGGAGCUGAUAGAUGACAGACCUCUAGGGACUCAUCUCAAUGAAACGAAUCCUGUAAUGAGAUUUAGGGAAUUCCAGAUCAAAUCAUAUCCUCUACAGGACUUUAGCUGUUUGAAACUUCUGCAUCUCCAGGAAUCCUGGAAGCAACAGGAGACAAGCUUCAAUAAGACAAUCAAAACCUCAGGAGAUAGUCUCCCCAAGUUGCUGGGCCCGAAGAUCAAAUCCAAGCAUGCUCAGUCGAUCCAGUGUCCCAUGGUUAAUACUCAGUUUGGUGAGCUCCCUAAGGAGGCUGUGGUGGGGGCCUACAUGAAGAUCCACACUGUGGAAGAAGGAGAAAUUGUGGGCUUUCACCAGGCCUUCCUUCCAGAGAGCCGUCGUGACAUGCGGCCCUUGAUUCUCGUGAGCCUGGGAACUGAGUUGAUUCGAUUAAGGAAAGAAAAAUUUUAUGAAAUGAUUGAUGAAGAGACAAGAGAGAAGUUGUUGAGGUCUGACAUUGAGUACCCCAGGUGGACAUGGGGAGGAACUGCUCAUCACUCUUCUGGAAGCCUCCUUCCAACUAAACCAGUCCCUUUCCUGCCCUUUUGUCUGAUUAUAGUGACAUAACAGAGCCAUGAUGGUUGUUUCUCAGGGAUUCUAGACUUGGGCUAUGCUCCCCAGACCAGCUAUGUGGCGUUAGGCAAGUGGCCUCUCUGCCUCAAUUUUCUCAUCUGUAAUAUGGGAAUAAUAAAAGCUCUGUUAGUCCAUGUAAAGCACUGAAUUCAGAGUUGACCUCAUAAAGCAGAGGCCUGGAGUGGGAGGAUCAGGAGCAUAAAGGGACAAAAAGGAUACAGAUAAUAGGUCUGUGAAAACUGUCCAGGGAUGAAGUUGAAGCAUCCUGGGUGUUCUGGCAUUUCUCAGUUUAAAAGAUGACAGCUGCGGAGCACUUGCACAUAUUAAAGGCUCUCAUCAGUGAAUCA
Messenger RNA from Ictidomys tridecemlineatus (thirteen-lined ground squirrel), 2048 nucleotides. The record is from RefSeq and is a predicted model, not a curated record. Lineage: Eukaryota; Metazoa; Chordata; Mammalia; Rodentia; Sciuridae.